This is a messenger RNA of Dinoponera quadriceps, 443 nucleotides long. RefSeq lists its product as uncharacterized. The transcript is spliced from 2 exons. The record is from RefSeq and is a predicted model, not a curated record. Lineage: Eukaryota; Metazoa; Arthropoda; Insecta; Hymenoptera; Formicidae. Bases 47 to 379 code for a protein of 110 amino acids.
ACUAGAAUUGGAAAGGAUUCGCACUGAUGCAAAACGUGCGCUUGAAAUGAAAAAAAACCCUGUUGAGAAAUGUGCGGCGGAGGAAUCCGCGUCUUUACGCGAGGAGAUAGCGCAAGAGGAAGAGGAUAAUAACGUGGUUACCGCGCACAUUACUACUUUCCUGCGCGAAUCGCUUGUUCUUUCCCUAGUCUCCUCGACUUUUUACAAACGGGUCAGCUUUGGAAUUUGGCUUCGGAAUUUGAUAUAUUUGCUAAAAGAAAUGUUAAGAUGCCAUCACAUGAUAAAUGUCGAAGGUUUGCGCAGAAAAUCGUGGCGCAAGAUUCUAAACGAGAUAAAUUACAGCUUCUUGCGGCUAAUAACACAGCGAAUAACACAGUGAGUUCAGUAGAGAUAAAAAAUUAUAUUCAGAUAUAUAUUACUAAUAUUGAAAAUGGACACUUAUU